Polyodon spathula (Mississippi paddlefish) is the source of this 1643-nucleotide messenger RNA. Its product is annotated as GTPase IMAP family member 4-like. The record is from RefSeq and is a predicted model, not a curated record. Lineage: Eukaryota; Metazoa; Chordata; Actinopteri; Acipenseriformes; Polyodontidae. The transcript is spliced from 3 exons. Bases 29 to 1600 code for a protein of 523 amino acids. Gene Ontology annotation, molecular function: GTP binding.
GGAACAGAGGAGGAGAGAAGAGGAGCUGAUGGAGAAGUUGAGGAAGGAAAUGAAGGAAGAGGAGCUGGAGAAAGAGGCAGAGGAGUCCAAGCUGCCUGUCAGGAGAAGGCACAGCAUUGAAGGCUUACCCCCCAAGAUGUCUGAAAGCAAAGUGGAGAACGAAUCAGAGGGAUCCAAGCUGCCUGUCAAGAGAAGAAACAGCAAGGAGAUCAACCCCCCCGAGAUGUCUGGAGGUGAAGGAGAGGCUCCCCUUGCAGAUAACCAAGCGCCUCCCAGCCCCCCUGAGCUGAGGAUGGUGCUGCUUGGGAAGACUGGGGCUGGGAAGAGUGCAGCAGGAAACACCAUCCUGGGCAGAGAGGAGUUCAGAUCUGAAGCCAGCUCCUCUGCAGUAACGAGGGAGUGUGAGAAGAGAAAAGGACAAGUGGCUGGGAGACCUGUUGCUGUGAUCGACACUCCAGAGCUCUCUCAGGACAAACUCCAGAUUAGGAGCUGUGUCUCUCUGUCUGCCCCGGGACCCCACGCUUUCCUCCUGGUGAUACCGGUGGGCCGAUUCCCAGAGGAAGAGAGGAGAGCAGUGGAGACAGUCCAGGAGAUAUUCAGUGAGGAGGCUGUGAGGAGCUACACGAUGCUGCUUUUCACACACGGUGACAAACUGAAAGGCAAGACCAUUGAGGAUUAUAUUCAGAGAGGCAGCAAGGAGCUCCAGCAGCUUGUUGAGAAAUGUGGGAACAGGUACCAUGUUCUCAACAAUGAGGACAGGAGCGAUCGCACUCAGGUCACACAGCUCCUGGACAAGAUAGACAACAUGGUGAAGGGAAACAACGGCAGCUACUACACCAGUGAGAUGUACCAGCAAGCAGAAGCAAAGAUCAGACAAAGACAAGAGGAGAUACUGAAGGAGAAGGAAGAGACAAUACUGAGGGAGGAAGAGGAGCUGAGGGCAAAGCACCUGAAAGAACUGGAGAACACAGAAAUGAAGAUGAGAUUGGAAAUCCAGAAAAGAGACGAGAAGAUCAGAGAGCUGGAGGAGAGGAUCAGAGAGCUGGAGGAAGAGCUGAGGAAAGAACAGGGAGAGAAUCACAGGAUCAAACUGGAGGAAGAACUGAGGAGAAAGAGAGAGGAGAGAGAAAGGGCGGAGCGAGAGAAGGAGGAUUGCAUGGAGAAGGGGGAGAGAGAGAGGGGAGAGUACGAGGAGAAACACAGGAGAGAGAUAGAGGCGGUCAGGCAGCGAUACGAGGAAAUCAUCAGACCAAAAGCAGAGAGAUUCAAUGAGUUUAUCAGCACGUAUGAAAAGCCCGCUGAAGCGAGAGGAGAAAGGGCAGCACUAGGGGCAGUGAUGAGUGCAGUAGCAGCAGCACUGAGAGGAGGAGCUGAGGCAGGGGCAGUAUUACACACAGUAUCCAGAGCAAUAAGAGAAGAGACAGCGCUAGGGGCAGUAAUGCACGCUGCAAAGGAAGCAAUAAGAGAAGGAGCAGCUCAAAGGGCAGUGAUCAGUACAGUAGCAGCAGCGCUGAGAGAAGAAGCUGCGAUCGGGACAGUAUUGCACACAGUAGCAGAGGCAAUAGAGGCAGCACCACAGGAACCCAGUCAAGAGCAGUGAGACAGGGGGUGGUGCUAUUGAACAGGGGGUGGUGUUAUUGAAC